UGGUGUACGACGAGCUGUUGUGUCCAGAAUGGUGUGGUGUAUGACGAGCUGUUGUGUCCAGAAUGGUGUGGUGUACGACGAGCCGUUGUGUCCAGAAUAGUGUGGUGUCCGACAAGCUGUUGUGUCCAGAAUAGUGUGGUGUACGACAAGCCGUUGUGUCCAGAAUGGUGUGGUGUACGACGAGCUGUUGUGUCCAGAAUGGUGUGGUGUACGACGAGCCGUUGUGUCCAGAAUGGUGUGGUGUGCGACGAGCCGUUGUGUCCAGAAUGGUGUGGUGUUCGACGAAGUGUGGUGUCCAGAAUGGUGCGAUGUACGACGAGCUGUUAUGUCCAGAAUGGUGUUGUGUACGACGAAGUGUGGUGUACGACGAGCUGUUGUGUCCAGAAUAGUGUGGUGUACGACGAGCUGUUGUGUCCAGAAUGGUGUGGUGUACGACGAGCCGUUGUGUCCAGAAUAGUGUUGUGUUCGACAAGCUGUUGUGUCCAGAAUAGUGUGGUGUACGACAAGCCGUUGUGUCCAGAAUGGUGUGGUGUACGACGAGCCUGUGGUGUACGACAAGCUGUUGUGUCCAGAAUAGUGUGGUGUACGACGAGCUGUUGUGUCCAGAAUGGUGUGGUGUAUGACGAGCUGUUGUGUCCAGAAUGGUGUGGUGUACGACGAGCCGUUGUGUCCAGAAUAGUGUGGUGUCCGACAAGCUGUUGUGUCCAGAAUAGUGUGGUGUACGACAAGCCGUUGUGUCCAGAAUGGUGUGGUGUACGACGAGCUGUUGUGUCCAGAAUGGUGUGGUGUACGACGAGCCGUUGUGUCCAGAAUGGUGUGGUGUGCGACGAGCCGUUGUGUCCAGAAUGGUGUGGUGUUCGACGAAGUGUGGUGUCCAGAAUGGUGCGAUGUACGACGAGCUGUUAUGUCCAGAAUGGUGUUGUGUACGACGAAGUGUGGUGUACGACGAGCUGUUGUGUCCAGAAUAGUGUGGUGUACGACGAGCUGUUGUGUCCAGAAUGGUGUGGUGUACGACGAGCCGUUGUGUCCAGAAUAGUGUGGUGUUCGACAAGCUGUUGUGUCCAGAAUAGUGUGGUGUACGACAAGCCGUUGUGUCCAGAAUGGUGUGGUGUACGACGAGCCGUUGUGUCCAGAAUGGUG
Messenger RNA from Lottia gigantea (owl limpet), 1140 nucleotides. RefSeq lists its product as hypothetical. The record is from RefSeq and is a predicted model, not a curated record. The annotation marks the transcript as partial. NCBI's taxonomy places the organism in Eukaryota, Metazoa, Mollusca, Gastropoda, Lottiidae. The transcript is spliced from 2 exons.